Clunio marinus is the source of this 297-nucleotide messenger RNA. The record is from the annotation of a GenBank genome assembly. NCBI's taxonomy places the organism in Eukaryota, Metazoa, Arthropoda, Insecta, Diptera, Chironomidae.
AUGACAGACACUGUGCAUCAUGGUAUUAAACUAUUUGACCCAAAUGAGGCAGACAAAGACGUUUGUGCAAGUUGGCACAACUGGAAAGAACAAAUUGAAUGGUAUUUAAGCGGAAUAAAGAUUACAAAAGAUAAGAAAGUUGGUCGAAUAAUGUCCUUGGGAGGCAUACAUGUCCAACAAGUUCUGAAAAAUAUGCUGAAGACUGGAAAGGAUUUUCAAUCAGGAUUGAAAGAAGAAAAAGUACAAACAGAUUCUGACAGUGAAAAAAAAUAUAAAUGCUACGAAGCUAAUGUUUAA